Molecule: messenger RNA, 1542 nt
Organism: Hansenula anomala
Lineage: Eukaryota; Fungi; Ascomycota; Saccharomycetes; Phaffomycetales; Wickerhamomycetaceae
Gene: APM3
Product: Apm3p
Exons: 2
Coding region: 1-1542 (513 amino acids)
Biological process (GO): endocytosis
Cellular component (GO): cytoplasmic vesicle
Source: RefSeq, a predicted model, not a curated record
AUGACGAGAUUUAAUACUAACACCCCUUCUAGUACUUUAAUAUUCGAAUAUCCAACUAGUGCAAACUCCCCUAAUUUGAAAACCAUCUUAUCUGCAAUCAAAGGGAUCGGGGCUCAGAGUUAUAACUCAAAUUCUCAUAAUAGUUCAAUUGUGGAAAUCUCCAAAAUCCAUACAAUUUAUAAAUUGAUUAAUGAAAAGAUCACAAUCUAUGCUUUAGUGGAAAACCUAUCAGCUCAGGAAAGUCUAAGUCUCAAAAGUUUGAAUCCAGAUGCUAGCGAUGAUGACGACGAUGAAAACGAUGGUGAAAAUAAGGAAAAUAACGUGUCAAUAAUAAAUCCAAACUUCAUCUUCAGAUUUCUUGAUAGAAUUUUGGAAAUAUUACAAGAUUAUUUUGGACACCCUUUAAAUUCCUUGAAAAUUGAAGCAAAUUAUGAUAUUAUGUGUAACCUUAUGCAAGAAAUUUUGGAAGGUGGAUAUCCAUACAUUACAGAUAAUAAUACCUUGAAAGAUUUAGUCCCAUUCAAAUCUUCAUUAGGAAGUAAAAUCUUACAAACAACAAACCAAUUGGCAAAGAGUUAUUCAUCGUCAUCAUCUCAUAAUUCAUUUGCAAAUCAACCAAGAAAUUCAUCAUCAGAACAAAAAUUACCAUGGAGAAGUUCAAAUGUUAAAUAUACUAAUAAUGAAUUAUUUGUUGAUAUUAAAGAAACAAUCAAUGUUAUCUUGACACCUCAUCAACAGAAAAACAAGAAAACUAGUGGGAAAUCAUCAAAUAUUUACAAUUCUUCAACAUCUUUCCAUCAUCAAAAAUUAAUACCCACUGUUGCAAGAAUUCAUGGUGAAAUUGAUUUUACAUCCCAUCUUAGUGGGGUCCCAGAGAUCUUGUGUUAUUUGAAUUUGAAUGGUCAUUACCUUGGAGUUCCAUCACUUCAUAGAUGUGUACGAACUGAUAAAUGGAUAAAUAAUGAAGGAACAUUAUCAUUUAUACCACCAGAUGGGAAAUCCACUAUAAUGAAUUAUACGAUUGAUUUAGAUUCUUAUCCAACUAAUAAGAUCCAAAGAAAUAUUGGAUUCAUUAAUCCAGAUUUUAAAACUGGAUUAGGUUUGAAGAAAAAUGAAUUUGAAAUUUCAUUAAAUAUAAAUUUUUUCAAAAAUGUUUCAAAAUUGGAAAAUUUAAAGAUUCAAUUAUUUACAAAUCAUGAUUAUACAAUCAAGAUAUUGAGAUUAAGUCAUGGUGAUUUCCAAACAAAAUCAAAUGGUAAAUUUGAAUGGAUCUUUGAUCCAAUAAUUUCAUUAGGUAUAAAUCCAAUAUUACGUGGUAUUGUUGAAAAAACAGAUGAUGAUGAAACUUAUCAAGAUACAGAUGAAAAAACACCAAUAGAUCCUGUAUUUCCUAAAUCAAUUUCAAUUUCAUAUUCAAAUAAAGGUGCAUUACCAAGUGGUAUUAGAGUGGAUUCAUUGAAAAUUACAAGAGGUUUAAAUGAUAUAAAGCCUUAUAAAGGUGUUAAAUACAUUACACAAACUGGUGAAUUUAUUAUACGAUGA